Salvelinus sp. IW2-2015 is the source of this 1805-nucleotide messenger RNA. The record is from RefSeq and is a predicted model, not a curated record. Lineage: Eukaryota; Metazoa; Chordata; Actinopteri; Salmoniformes; Salmonidae.
ACCCCGACAGAAGUCUCAGCAGAACCCCCAGCCGUCCUACCUCAACCUCCACCCCGUGAAGAGGACACCAUCUCCACCCCUGCACCCUGCGACCCCUGUGACCCUACACCCAGGAGCUCAGACUCUGACGGAGCGUUCGAGACACCGGAGUCGACCACCCCUGUCAAGUCCCCCGCUGGAGAGACAGACCAUCAUACCCAGCUGCUGACCUCGGAAGACACCGGUCUUGGCUGUGACUCUGAGGCAGAUGGUGAACCCGGGUCAGAGGCUAAAGGUCACCAUGGUAGCUCCCUGUCCAUAGUCUUUGACGAGGACAAGCCCAUAGCUGCUAGCGGAGCCUAUAACUUAGACCAGCUCAUUGCUGCUGCUGCUGCUGCUGCAGAGGCCCAGAGCCGAUCAACUCUAACCCGCUCUCUGAGCCUUCAGGCUGGGGAGCUAGACGGCUCCGGACCCCUAGACAGCGUAGGAUCCUCCCUCUCAAUCGGAGWCUCCCYUCCCRUGGCUGAGGCCUUUAGUAUCGACGGUGGUACUGAGAGUGCUCCGGGGACCCUCCGCAGACCGUCCAAGAAGGGGCCUCUCCGCCCUGGUGGCUCCCUGAAAAAGAAGCCUCUCCUCAGGCAGAGCUCUAACCCAGAGAGCCCCCAACCUCCAUCCUCUGGUGUCACACCGGAGCUGAAAAAGAGCACCAGAGCAGCUAGUCCCCUAUUGGGCCCCGAGGACCAGGAAGUAGGAGGAGCCACAACAGACUCUGGCCCUGCCUCGGCCACGCCCAGUCCAGGAGGCACGCUCAGCAGAACCAGGAAACCACGUGUGGAAAGCCCCGCCCCUCUCAUUGAAGAGACCAAUCACACUAGCCCAGAGACAGAUAACCAACCAAUCCCAACCCCUACUCCUGUUCCGACCCAGGCCAUUUCCAUACCCCUCCGACAGGAGGAUACCUCCAUCCCAGUGCCGGAGGCCCCUCUCCCAGCCAGCGAGGGCUCCUCUCCCAUCCCCCCUAGUGGGGCCUACAAAUGGGACCCAGACAACUUUGAGGACAUCGACCCAUUCAACACCGGCGGUAGUAAAGUCGCUAACUCUCCCCCGUUGGGAAGGAAAGGAGUCGCUAACUCUCCCCCGUUGGGAAGGAAAGGAGUCGCUAACUCCCCCCCGUUGGGAAGGAAAGAAGUCACUGCGUCCAUUGCUCACAAAACUGUCACCCCUGUGUCUAGCCCCCCUCCUGUCUCUACUGAGGAACCAGCUCGUCCCUCUACCAGCCCCCCUAUUCGCACCUCAGGGGCGGUCAGGCUGGAGUUUGACUAUUCUGAGGAGACCCUCGAGGAGCCUCCRAAGGCCUCUCCACCUCCCAAGAAGCUGGGCAGGAAGCCAGGCUCCAAGAUGCCUCUAAGGAAGCCCAGGAUGGGCCUGAAGAAGGCUGUCCAGCCGCCAUCGGAACCCCUAGACAACACCCCCGCCACCGUCCCCGGUGAUGACAUCCCUAUCCAUAAGGCUUCCUAUAACUUUGACCCCGCCCAGUGGGACGACCCUAACUUCAACCCGUUCGGCUCUAACAGCGAGAUCCCCGUCUCUCCCAAGCUGAACAAACCCUCCAAUAGAUUCGACUCUGACACCUUCGACGAGUCUGCUGCCUUCAAGUCCUCCUCCAAUAGCAUGGCUGCGUCUCCGCCCACGGCUGCCUCAGGCUCCGCCUCCUUUGAGGUGUCGGCCAAUGACAAUGAGGUUGAUAACGAUAACGAUAACGUCGGUGAGCUGGAGGACCACAACCAGAACAAACCAUCCAAAACGAAGAAGAAACCUAUCAAAUC